CCACCCCCUGUCACAACAAGUGUCCCAUCUCCAUCUGGAUCUGUUUCUGGAGCUUCUUCCCCCUUUCAACCUCUCUUCAACAAUUUUGGGCCCUCAUCAAUGGACUCCACGCAGGCUAUGAAGCCACCAGUGGCCCAAGGUUUCCAGAACACAUACACAGACCUGCUUUCUGUCAUUGAGGAGAUGGGCGAGGAAAUCCAACGUACUUAUGCAGGCAGCAAGAGUGCCAUGGAGCAGCUGAAGCAAGCAAUUAUCCAUGCCUGUGCAUGGAUAAGAGAAUGUCUGGCAGAAACACAGCUCAAUGCCCAUACAUAAGAGUUG
This is a messenger RNA of Heteronotia binoei (common prickly gecko), 321 nucleotides long. RefSeq names its product cyclin-dependent kinase 2-associated protein 2-like. Lineage: Eukaryota; Metazoa; Chordata; Lepidosauria; Squamata; Gekkonidae. The transcript has a single exon. Bases 100 to 315 code for a protein of 71 amino acids. Gene Ontology annotation, cellular component: microtubule; nucleus; cytoplasm. Gene Ontology annotation, biological process: regulation of microtubule cytoskeleton organization; negative regulation of G1/S transition of mitotic cell cycle. The record is from RefSeq and is a predicted model, not a curated record.